Messenger RNA from Coprinopsis cinerea okayama7#130, 393 nucleotides. RefSeq lists its product as hypothetical. The transcript has a single exon. The record is from RefSeq and is a predicted model, not a curated record. Bases 1 to 393 code for a protein of 130 amino acids. Lineage: Eukaryota; Fungi; Basidiomycota; Agaricomycetes; Agaricales; Psathyrellaceae.
AUGCCUUCAGAACUUCAAACCAUCGUCAAAGGAGCGAUCACGGUUUUAGUCUCGAAGCUUGAAGCUGACGUCUCGACGGAGACACUCCUCAUCCUCACAACCUCACGGUUUCCACGGUCAGUUCAGAACGGGCGCACGCAGCUCUCACCUCGUCUCGCAGCUCAGAGCCUCACGAUGCUCAACUCAGACCCAGACCCUCACGACGCUCAACUCAGAUGCAGACCCUCACAGAUCAAGGACCCUAACAAACCCGUGACCUCACGAUCCCUCACUGGUCUCUCGCAUCGUCUCAACCUCACAUCCUCACAUCCUCCCAGACUCCCUCAAGGCUCAUUAACACAGGUCGGGUUGCUCGAGGCUCGCGGGUCGGUCUCUCCGAGUCGCGGGUCGUAG